GGGGCCGCGGCGGCUCUGGAGCGGGUGGUGGGCGUCUGAGAAGUCGCCACCAUGAGGAAGCUCUUCAGCUUGGGGAGACGCCUGGGCCAGGCGCUCCCGAGCUCCAGGGACAAAGAGUACGCGGGUCCCGGGUACCACACCCGGGACUGGGAACUGCGGAAGAUCCACAGGGCGGCCAUCAAGGGCGACGCCGCGGAGGUGGAGCGCUGCCUGAGGCGGUUUGCGGACGUGGACGCCCGCGACAGAAAGGACAGUCUGAAGGAAAACAUGAAGAAUUCGGGAAACUUUUUGAGUUAAUAUCAUCACUGGAGUAUAAUGUGGAUCAAAUAAGAAAGAAAAAUCAUGAAUUAGAAGAAGAGGCAAC
Piliocolobus tephrosceles (Ugandan red Colobus) is the source of this 364-nucleotide messenger RNA. Its product is annotated as putative ankyrin repeat domain-containing protein 19. The coding region runs from base 52 to 297 and encodes 81 amino acids. The record is from RefSeq and is a predicted model, not a curated record. Lineage: Eukaryota; Metazoa; Chordata; Mammalia; Primates; Cercopithecidae. The transcript is spliced from 2 exons.